This is a messenger RNA of Polistes dominula (European paper wasp), 4245 nucleotides long. RefSeq lists its product as uncharacterized. The record is from RefSeq and is a predicted model, not a curated record. Lineage: Eukaryota; Metazoa; Arthropoda; Insecta; Hymenoptera; Vespidae.
AAAGAAAGAGGACACAUACAGGUUACACAUACGUAAGAUGUAACAUUGUGUGUGUGUGUGUGUGUUCGCCCAUAGCCGGUUAAUAUCAGCACCGAGCGAGUUGCCUACCUGAUGCCCCCGAGAACGCGAGCUCGAACAAGUCACGUGGUCUGUUGAACGCGAAGGAUGUUUCUGGGAUCGUGAAGUCAGUAUUCGACGGGCUGUUCUCCGAGCUGGAGGAAAAGAGAGGACGGAGGUGAACGAGAACUUAUGAUCUUACGAAGACUCCCUUGUGGAAACAGGCAAACAGAGACGGAGAGAGGACUUUGAAGAGUAGUAGUAGUAGUGCAGUAGUAGGGAGGAAGGAGGGAGGAUAUCUUGCGAAGGAAGCCGCUCUCGCUCGUUGUUGGAUACCGCAACACUUUCCUACUGAUAUGCGUUAACCGACAACGGGGAUACUUUUUUGAAAGUUCUUUUUCUGCGGUUUUCUUUUCUUUCUUCCUGUUGCGUGAAUUAUUUGUCAAACGACUUCGUAAGAUUCCACAUCAGUUUGUGUAUCGUAUCCCGAUACAACACCUUUUCGUUUAAUACUUGUGAUAAAAUGGAUAAAGAAAUUUUUUAGUGACUCUAUUGAAUAUAUAUUACUCGACGAAAAAUAGAAUACGAAUCUGAUCCGAUCGAUUAGAAAAUUCUUCGUCUGACGGAGAGAAGGAACUGUGUUUAAAAGAGAGAGAGAGGGAGAGGGAGAGAGAAAAUAUAAAAGAAGGACGAAGAGAUUUCCAGGUAAGAAAAAAGAAUAAAGGAUCGAGAGUGGAAUAUUAAAGGAGAGAAAAAGAGAAAGAGAAAAGGAAUCGAGAAUAAUACAAGUCUAUGGGUUCGAGAGAGAUCUCUGGAUGCUUGUUGAACUAAAAGAAUCCUAUAUUUCUUUCUUUUGCUUGUAUUUUGGUUUCAAAAAUAAAACCUCGUAACGUACGAAAAGACGGGAAAAAGAAAAAAAGGUUCAAAAGGUUUAUCUCGAAUGAUUUCCUGGUAACUAUUUAUAUCGCAUCAAGUCGAUGACGCAUCUCAAAGAAUCGAAGUUACGACGCAACGGCGUGUGCUACGAGAUUCCUCGUAGAUACGAAGAAGUCCGAGAAUGUGUGUAACGACGAAGAAAACAUCGUAAGCAUGUUUUGCUACAACGAGAAGGAUUGAGAAUACCUUGCAUGCUAACGUUACAUUGCGAAAGAAAUAAAGAAAUAAAAGAAGGUACGAUGUAAAUAGUUGCUUUGUGAUAAACCAUAUCUAUUUCUCGUUAUUACGAGAAUAGUCGAGUUUUAUUUGAUAAGAAAAGAUUUUAAAUUUGGAUAUUUAACGAUAGUCCAAGUAAGAUGCAGUUAGCAGCAACACAAAGACCUCAUCCACCACCAGUACCACCUAGACCAAGUCGGCAGGUGGUAGCCGAAGCACUGAAAAGAUCACCCAGACCACCCUGUCCUACCAGACAGGCACCGCCACCUCCAAAUACCAAACCAUGGGGAUUUGAUCAGAAUGAUCAACAACAGCAGCAGCAGAAACAACAAGGAUGUCCAGGUGCUGGACGUACUAUAAUCUAUGAAUCCAUGAAAGCUGAAAGUCCAUUAAGUACCGGAACGAUUCAGCUUUAUGACAAGCAUCAGCAACAGCAACAAACUUACGUACCGAGUGAAAGGAACGACAAUAACAACGACGAACGUCGUGAAAAUCUACGAGAAAGGCGGCACCGUCAGCCUAUCCUCGAACAAAAUGAUAUUUCUAUGGAGUCGGUAGUCGUACGGGAGAAAAGAGGUGGCAGUGGAGGCGGUGGCGGAGGUGGAGGAAGAGGUGUAGAAAGAGCUCCUAUAGGGGAUCCUCGACCGGAGGGACAACGUCUAGAAAAUCGUGCCGAUUUCAAGGAUUUCAAAGAUCAAUCUAAUUCUCAAAGUCGACGAUCAUUUGGAAAAAUAGAUACUGACUUAUCUGGCAUCAAAGAUAUCAGAACAAUCAAUUUCAAAAUAUUGGAUAAGGAAGAUAAUGUGUUGGCAAUGACAAAAAAUCCAAUAAGAUCAAACGUUUCGUUCGAAGACGAACGUCAUUCAAGUUCAGAAACUAAGAUACCAGGUAUAGGAAGUAAUAAUGAUGUAGGAUUUAAAGGAAAACCAAGAAUCAGGCCUGAGAAAUCCUUGAACAUGGAGAAAGCGAUGAGCAAGUUUGAUGGGCGGCCGACGACCGCACGAAGAUCACCUGCUGCAAACCAAGAAUUUAUUGCUCUAUCUCGAAAAGAUUCUAAUUCCCACGAAUCUUAUAAUAAUAGUAAUAAUAACAAUAAUAAUAAUCAUAUUAAUAACAACAACACUACUACUAAUAAUAAUAAUGAUAAUGAUCGUAAUAAUGAUAAUGAUGAUAAUAAUGAUGAUGAUGAGUGUGAUAAACAAGACGAGAAAGAGUCGAGUAUAACAAAUGAGAAACAUGGAACAGUAGUCGUCGAGGAAUCUGAACAUGGUAAAGCUACGUACAACGACGAGGAAGAGGACAAUGACAACAACAUUCAUCGACAGGAUUGGCUCGAGGCCGGUGUCCGUUAUUCCUCUACGCAGAUCACUCUUCAAGGAGACGAAGAUGCCGACGGUCUCUCAUUUUCAUUUGUUGACGUUGAACACGUUAAUGGAUACGACGAUCGUCCCGAGGACGAACGCACCGUCGACCUUGACUUCGUCAGCAUACAGGAAAGGAUCGCGAUGUCUUCCCUGCAGGGGCUACCACCGUUGCCAAGAAGUCUCAGUGGAUUCAAUUUGAGCGGAGCUUCCGAGCCACCCCCACCACCUACGAGAUCAUCCAGUAAAUCGCAAAGAGGCGGGAAAACGUCCAUUCAAACUUCUACUUCGAGACCUUCUCCACCUGCGAGACAACUCACCACUUUGGAUACUCAGUUAGCGAUACUUAGAAGAGAAAUGUUUGGCCUACGACAAUUGGAUCUCUCUCUGCUUUCUCAACUUUGGUCCCUGAAUGAAUCAAUCCAAGAAUUUCGACAACUAUUACAGGAACAAGAAGAUAGAGCUCCAUCGCCGUCGCCAAGUAGCGAAGAAGGGGAUGAUACUUCUUAUGGUGUACAUCCACCACCAGCACCAAGAAGAUUAGCACCUGUGGUGCAUCAUCAUCGACCACCGAGGCCACCUAGACCACCAAGACCACCACCUAGCGACGAAUCACCAUCCAGCGAGGAAUACGGAGCCGUUUGACGGAGGAUUCUUUGUAAAAGAACGAAAAGAUCUCCGGUGUGUUCCACUAACUCUAUAGAGUUCCUGUAAAAGAGAAAAUCUGCACGAAAAGAAAGAAAGAAAAAAAGGGAAAAAGACGUUGAAAAUCCUUUUUUGAAGUUCUCUUUUUGUCUCUUUUUCUUUGUCGUUGAAAAAGAGUCUUGAUGAUAAACGAAAAGGGAUCUUAGUUGAAAUUCAAUUAAAGAUAAGCUAUUAUCGCCUCGAUCAAAGAGUCUAUAUCGUUUGUGAGAUUAAUUAUAUAAAAAAAAGAAUAAGAUUAAGAAGAAGAAGAAGAAGAAUGAAUGAAUGAAUGAAUGAAUGAAUAUCAUGAAAGCCAUGUGUUCAAGGCUGCCUACCUCUAAGCAUUACAUCGAUUUUAAACGUUUUAUUGAAAACGCGCCGCGUCGUGUGUUGUUCGUAUGAAGGGUGGAGUCAAUUAGUAAACAAAUUUUGUCCGUACGUCGGAAGGCACCCAUACGUGAUAGUCUGAUGUUAUGUACUGGACCGUUUUUCUCACUUAUUAUCCGAGAAGGUCUCCUCUAGAGUCACAUAUAUAGCCCAUGCUGAUCUAAAUCGCAGACAACGAUACUACUAUCUAUUUGAGCUAUUAGAUAAGAUAAAUAUUCUUCCCGCCGUUUUACGGUCAGUGUUGUUUUUAGGAGCCUUCGAAGAACGGCAAUGAUUUAUAUCAGUGGUUCCCAAAGUGGGCGAUGAAGUGAUUCAGGGGGGGGGGCGAUGAUGGCUACAGGCGCAUUUGGGAAGGAAAGAGGGCGAUGAAUUUUCUUUUUUAAGUUACUAAAAAAAAAGGAAAACCAAAACUUAGUUUUCAGGGGGGCGAUAAGUAAUAUUUUUUCUGGAAAGAGGGCGAAAGGACAAAAAAGUUUGGGAAUCACUGAUUUAUAUAGUAGCGCAGCAGAGAAAUUUGUUUUUGUACGAAUAGAUUUCUCUGCUUUGUCAUUAUCGUCAUCGUUGUCGUUGUCUAUGGUAGGAAAAAAAUCUAUCAUACGACACG